AUGCCUAAUAAUAAAUUGCAGAAGAAUUUAGCUAAUAAAUUGCCCAAUAGUUCAAAGGGCACGAAACUAUUUAGUGCUCAAAGAAUUAAGCAGCUAGCCAAAGAUAAGAAAUUAUUAGAUGAUGCUUUAUUAGAUUGUUAUGGAAGAUUUAUUGCAUUAUUACCUGAGUUUUUAUUAAAAGAUCAUGUACAUUUAUAUUUUCAAAUUCAAGAAGCGUAUUGGUGGUAUGAUGAUAUGUGGCAGGAUAAAUAUCCAGACAAAUUACCAAAAUUGAGUUUAAAAACAUUUGGUUAUUUAAUAUGUGACGAUUGUCCAAUUUUAAAGAAAUAUGUACCUCCAUCAGCUCAUGAACAAUUUUCUUUAAAUUGGCGAAGAUACUGUAGAACGAUACCAUUGAGAGGUGCUAUUCUUUUAAAUCAUGAUUUAAGAAAAUGUUUACUAGUAAAGGGAUGGAGCACAGAUAGUUGGUCUUUUCCAAGAGGAAAAGUGGAUGAAUUAGAAGAAGAUUCUGUGUGUGCUUGUCGAGAGAUUUACGAAGAAAUAGGUAUAGAUAUAUUUCCGUAUAUUGAUGAGCAAGUAUAUAUCGAAACUCAUAUUGAAGAUCAGCCGAUAAAAUUAUUUGUAAUUCCAGGUAUAAGAGAAGAUACAAAAUUUCAGCCAAAGACGAGAAAAGAAAUUGGAGACAUUCGGUGGUUCGAUAUCGAGAAACUAUUAGAAUAUAAAGAUUCCAAAAGAAGAAAAGAAACCUUUUUUGACAAUAAAAAAGAGCGUAUAAAUUAUAUGUUUGUAUGUCCGUUUAUCCCGAAUUUGAUUAAAUGGAUUAACGUUUUAAAAUUAUCCAUAAAAGGAAAAGUUUCCAAAAAAAAUACGUACGUUUCAGGAAGUAGUAUAUUAUCUUACAAAUAUCAAAUAACUGGUAUUGACGCUCAUAUUAUAAAGAAGUUACAAAAUGCGGAUAUGGAAACGAAGGAUAUGUAUAAAUCGAAUUAUUAUUUUUUUAAAAGUGAUGAUGAUUAUUAUUAUGAUGAAGAAGUUGAUUCUUUAUCUAACAAAGACACGUAUGCGGAUGUUUUAAAUGUGAACAGUAUUAAUAGUGACAUGAUGAAGCAGUAUAAUACAUUUGAUAAGGGAUAUGUGAGUAUGAGUAAUGAUAGUAGUAAUAAUAAUAAUAAUAAUAAUAAUAAUAAUAAUAAUAAUAAUAGCCAUAUGUUAAUAAAUAAUAGUGUGUAUAAAAAUGAGGAGGGUUCAAAUAUACCUUAUGGGAACAUUUAUAAUAAUUUUGUACCUAAUGUGUUUAAUAUGGACAACAUGAAAAAGGAUCAUAUAAUGGAUAAGUGUAAUGAGGAUAAUAUGAAUGAUCAUAUGAUGAAUAAUAAUAUGAAUCAUAAUAUAAUAUAUGACAAAAAGGUUAUGAGUAAUAAUAAUAUUAAACAUAAUAAUAAUAAUAAUAAUAUUAAGCAUAAUAAUAAUUAUCAUAAUAACAAUAGUAAUAAUAAGGAUGCCAAGAAAGUUAUAAAUAAUAUGCUUGUGAAAGGAAAUAUGAACAAUAAUAAUAAUAAUAAUAAUUAUAAUAAUAACUAUUACCAUUAUAAUAACAAAUAUUAUUAUAACAAUAAAUAUAUGUAUUACCCAAAUUAUAAUAUAAAUUACGGUAAUAACUAUAAUAUGUAUUAUAAUAGAGGAUAUCAUAGCUACUUCAAUAAAAAUGGUGAUCAAGACUUUUAUCAGAAGAUGUAUAGGAAUCAUAUUAAAAAAAUAGGCGUGGGUCAUCUCUCAGCCUUACGAUUGAAGGAGGUAGGUUUAAGAAGUUUUGAUGAUCAAUAUAUUGAGAAGAGGAAAUAUUUUCAGAUGAGAGUAUAUGGAAAUAAUAAGAAUAAAUUAUUAUAUAAUGCAAAAAAUGAUAUAUAUGGAAAUCAUAGAAAGAUGAUGAGAAAUGCUUAUCGUUCAGUAGACGACUCUUCGGUGUAUUACAAGUCCUCAAGAAAUACGAACCUAGACGCAUGUAAUGAGAAAACGUUUGGAGAAAAUCACAUGAAUGGUUGGAGUGCCGAGGAUAUGUUUAAAUUGAAUGAACAGAAGUUUGGAAUACAAUCAACAUAUAAUAUAGAUAAUUAUACAACUCCCUUAAAUUGUAAUGAUGAGAAGAAGAGUAGUAGAUAUGUAAAAGAGACUUUAAAAAGUGUAAAUGUAAAAGGCGUGUCUUCUAAUGGUUUGAAUGGUCUUCUUUCUGCAUCGUUUGAUAAAAGUCCCGUAAAUAAAGAGAUUCAAUAUUUUUUAAAUAACACAAAAAAUAUGUUAUCAAAGGGAAAUAUGAAUAGCACGAAUGAGAAUGUUGAUAUGGUUAUAACUAAAAGUUCAAAUAAUAAUAAUAUUAAUGAAAAUAAAAAUAAAAAUAAUAAUGAUAAUAUUAGUGAGAUGAACAAGUUGUCCAAGUGUGUGGAUAGCAAUCCAAAUUUAAAUGUCGGAAAAGAAGAGGUUGAUCAUAUAAAGAUGGUAAAGAACAAAAAUAUUUUGGAUAUCACUAAAAAGAACAACAACAAUAAUAAUAAUGAUAAUGUUCAUGUGGAUAAUAGCAAAAAAGUAAUGAUGAAGAAAAAAAAAAAAAGCCUAGGAGAAAUGUCAAAAGGGAUAGAAAGAAAUGGUUCAUAUUAUUCGCUUAAGGGUGAUAUAAGGGAGAAGAAUAAGGAAAAUGUAAAGAAUAAUAAAAUGAUAUCAAAUGUUAUGGAUACAAAUACUUAUGAUAAUAAUAAUAUCAAGUUGAAGAAGAAUGAUAAUUUAUCGAAUAAAUUAAAAAAUAAUAAAAAUAACGAUAUAUUCAUAAAUGAUAAUAAAAAAAUGAAUAGUCAAAAUAUGGUAGUUAAUAAAAAUGUAUUUAGUCCUAGUACUAGUGUAUCAAAUAUUUGUGAUGAUAGAGAUAUUGUGAAAAAAUUAAGUGUAAGUAGUAAAAAAAAUGUUAAGGACAAAUUCGAUAUAUUCAAUUUUGAUGAUUCAUAUACUGACGACGAUAUGGAUGAUAAAGAUGUGUCUUGCAUAAAUGGGGAAGAUGAUAUAAAUGUGAAUACCUUGACCGGGAAGAUAUUGAUGGGAUUAAUUAAAGGAAGUAGUAGUUUAAAUAAUGAAGAGGAAGAAAAUACAGCAAAGAUGAAUAAACAACUAGAUGUAAAAAAUGGUAUAGAUAAUAAUAAUAAUAAUAAUAAUAAUAUUAAUGAGGGUGUUGUUAUAAAUAAUAAAAAAAAAGAUACUGUGAAGAAUAAUUCUUGUCAAAGAAAAAAAGAUAUACAUAUUACAAGUGAAAUAUAUAAGGAUAAUCAUAAAAAAAAAGACGUAAAAAAAAUACAUAUGGAAAAAGCGAAUAGCAGAAGGAAUGAUCAAAUUAAUAAUGAUGAUAAUAAAACUGUCAAGGAUAAAAUGAAGAGAAAAAAUAAAACAACUGUUGAUAAUAAAAGGUCUGAAAAUUUUAAUGAAACGGAAAUUAUGGAAAAAUUAUCCAAGCAUUUGAAUAGUUAUAACCCCUUCGAAUGA
Plasmodium falciparum 3D7 is the source of this 3522-nucleotide messenger RNA. It is a transcript of the gene DCP2, whose product is annotated as mRNA decapping complex subunit 2. Gene Ontology annotation, molecular function: manganese ion binding; pyrophosphatase activity; 5'-(N(7)-methylguanosine 5'-triphospho)-[mRNA] hydrolase activity. Lineage: Eukaryota; Apicomplexa; Aconoidasida; Haemosporida; Plasmodiidae. Gene Ontology annotation, cellular component: cytoplasm. The record is from RefSeq and is a predicted model, not a curated record. Gene Ontology annotation, biological process: nuclear-transcribed mRNA catabolic process, nonsense-mediated decay; mRNA catabolic process; deadenylation-dependent decapping of nuclear-transcribed mRNA.